AUGCCCAUAACUAGAAAGAAAGUAUUUCUCGACUCAAAAAUAGUUUCAAAUAGGAGAGUAAAUGAAACUAUUAAACUAAAUGCCAAGUUAGAUGCAUAACAAAUCCUUGCCUCCUCUUCAAAAUAUAUUUUAAAAAGAAUGCUCACAGCUAAUUUGAGGCUUGCAUAAAUUACCCAAAGUAUGUUUGAAAGUGUUUUUGAUGAGAUAAAAGAAAAACUAAUAAUCAAAAUAUACUGA
This is a messenger RNA of Tetrahymena thermophila SB210, 237 nucleotides long. RefSeq lists its product as hypothetical. The transcript has a single exon. The record is from RefSeq and is a predicted model, not a curated record. Lineage: Eukaryota; Ciliophora; Oligohymenophorea; Hymenostomatida; Tetrahymenidae.